UGGCUCCAAAUAUCUCCGCUCCCUCAACCUCUCACCCACCAUACAAAACAAUUGGUCACUAUGUUUACACCACGCAAAAAAUCUCACACAUCUCACGAAAGCUAUACUCGAACCUGCUAGCGAACAACUCCAGCAAGCGAGACGGCCAGCUGAGUGAUUGGUGGCAUCGAUCAGUUAGUUUUUUCGAGCUGCUGUAAAUGGCCACUUCGAUUUCGGCGGUUAAGGGGGCGGGCCUCUGCUCAUCCUUCCAUGGAGGCUGGGGGACUUCUAUGAUGGGUGAGGAGCAAUUGUUGCUCGCCAGGUCGGUGCCGACCCGAGUUCGGUUCUCGACUAAGCCUGUGAGGCUGCAGCCUAUGAUGAAGAACAUCAAUGAAGGAAAGGGGCUGUUUGCUCCCGUUGUGGUCUUCACUAGGAACAUCAUCGGGAAGAAGCGGUUCAAUCAGCUCAGAGGCAAAGCCAUUGCCCUCCACUCUCAGGUGAUCACGGAGUUCUGCAAGUCCAUUGGGGCAGACGCAAAACAGAGGCAAGGACUGAUUCGACUGGCCAAGAAGAACGGUGAAAGGCUUGGUUUCCUUGCAUAGAGGAGGAAUUCCACUGAUGAUUUCGUCUCUCGAAAAAAGGAGAACAAAAGGAACGGGGAAAGGGAAUAUAGUUGCAGUUGAUGUUAAGCAUUUAGUUUCAUAUACUUCUCUUGAUCUGUUAUGUAUGUAACAUUAGAGUUCAGAGAUUACUUUCUCUUGCGUUCUCCUCACAUAAAAGCACUCUCUCAUUCUUACGAUUUUAGCUGUAAUUGUUCCAUGUUUGGCAAGAAAAAUUCAUAAAGAAACAGGAAGUUAGGCGA
Molecule: messenger RNA, 841 nt
Organism: Punica granatum (pomegranate)
Lineage: Eukaryota; Viridiplantae; Streptophyta; Magnoliopsida; Myrtales; Lythraceae
Source: RefSeq, a predicted model, not a curated record